Messenger RNA from Fusarium redolens, 1683 nucleotides. RefSeq names its product Alpha/Beta hydrolase protein. The record is from RefSeq and is a predicted model, not a curated record. The coding region runs from base 1 to 1683 and encodes 560 amino acids. The transcript has a single exon. NCBI's taxonomy places the organism in Eukaryota, Fungi, Ascomycota, Sordariomycetes, Hypocreales, Nectriaceae.
AUGUUGGGCUCUUCUCUUUUAUUUUCCUUGGUAGGAGCCGUGGGCGCUGCUUCAGUGCCAUCGAACAGCCCUGUUGUUGAACUUAAGAAUGGCUCCUACUAUGGGACUCAUAACUCUGCGUAUAACCAGGACUUGUUCCUUGGUAUGCGAUACGCACAAGCGCCGCUGAACGAUCUGCGCUUCAGACAUCCUCAGCCCUUGAACUCAACCUGGGACGGAGUACGCAAUGCGACCGAGUACCAGUCAAGAUGUUACCAAUAUGGAUAUCCAUCUGGUCCGCUCUCAGGUGGCUCCGAUGAUUGUCUACACCUUAACGUCGUUCGCCCGGCUGUUGUAGCUGCAGAUAAGAAGCUUCCUGUUCUCGUCUGGAUCCACGGCGGCGGCCUUGUCGGAGGAUUUAGUGGUGAUCCCUCCUCCAACCUCAGCUACAUCAUCGACGAGUCUGUCAAACUAGGAUCGCCCAUUAUCGGCGUCUCAAUCAACUACCGUCUCGGCGCAUGGGGCUACCUUUGGAGUUCUGCUGUCAAAGCCGAAGGCGUGGGAAACAAUGGCUUCCGAGACCAAAGACUUGCUCUGCAAUGGGUCCAAGAGAAUAUCGCCGCGUUUGGAGGCGACCCCCAAAAGGUCACUAUAUGGGGCCAGAGUGGAGGAGCACGAAGUGUUGCGUCUCAAUUAACAGCCUUCGGCGGCCGAGAUGAUGGGCUGUUCAGAGCCGCUAUUCUCGAGAGUGGUACUGGAUACCCCACGGCCUUUGGAGAGGUAGAGGUCAAAGACGCACCGACCUUUGAGAAGGGAUACAAGGCACUCCUCAAGAAGACAAAUUGUGAUUUCGCGAAGGACUCACUGCAAUGUCUGCGAAAGGUGCCAUCGCUAGAACUCGCUGAGAUUGUCGGAAAUGUCUCGUUCCCGGUUUGGCUCGAUGUUGUUGACGGUGACUUCAUUCGUUAUAGUCGCUCAGAGCUGGUUCGACAGAAUAAGUUCGUCCCUGUGCCUAUCAUCAAUGGAGUCGCAUCAGACGACGGAGACUUCUUCGCCCAGCGUGGUAUCAACACAACACAGGAGUGGGAAGCAUAUCUGCGCAAAGAAGGGGCGAGCAAUGCCACCAUCGAAGCCAUCUCAGCUCUGUACCCAGAUAUUCCUCGCAUUGGUCUUCCUGCAACAUUCGAAGGCCGUCCCUCAGGUGAAUUGGCUUCAUACGGAUCCCAGUGGAAACGUGCCGUGGCUUUUGGCGGUGAUAGAGCUAUGCAUGCCCCCAAACGAGCUUGGAACAGAAAAUGGGCAAAGAGUAACGCCACCGCGUACAGCUAUCACUUCGAUGUCGUUUCAGGAGAUCGGCCAGCAGUCCAAGGAGCUGGACACUCUGUUGAUCUCCCAUUCGUCUUCCGCAAUACUGAAAGAUUGGCUCAAUUGAACGCAACGGAGCCUAGAGCAGGAUCGUUUGAUGAGUUGGCUGUUAUGAUGUCGAGGAUGUGGAUUAGCUUUGCGAGCAAGCUGGACCCGAACUUUGAAGGCAUGAGUAGUGUUCAGUGGCCGGAGUAUGAGUGGGACGGAGGGAAGAACAUGGUCUUUCAUAUUGAUAACUCUUCAGUUAUUCAUGUUGAGGAUGAUACGUAUCGAAUUGAGCAGCUGGAGUACUUGGACAAGAAGUUAUGGAAGGUCGAGCUGCAGUCGGGACUCGAUUAA